Beta vulgaris subsp. vulgaris (sugar beet) is the source of this 498-nucleotide messenger RNA. RefSeq names its product 40S ribosomal protein S29. Bases 139 to 309 code for a protein of 56 amino acids. NCBI's taxonomy places the organism in Eukaryota, Viridiplantae, Streptophyta, Magnoliopsida, Caryophyllales, Amaranthaceae. Gene Ontology annotation, cellular component: ribosome; cytosolic small ribosomal subunit. The record is from RefSeq and is a predicted model, not a curated record. The transcript has 3 exons. Gene Ontology annotation, biological process: translation. Gene Ontology annotation, molecular function: zinc ion binding; structural constituent of ribosome.
UCAACUAGAGAAUAAAUUUAUAAAACCCUCAUCCAUCUGUCAUAUUCUGCCCUCAUUCACCAGCAAUUCCUAAUUCAUAAUCUAAUCUAGGGUUUUUGCUCCAAAGAUCAGAGCAGCGCCGAGAAAAACCUCAAAAACAUGGGGCACUCUAACAUCUGGAACUCUCACCCUAAGAGCUAUGGUCCUGGUUCUCGCGCUUGUCGUGUUUGCGGAAAUCCUCACGCAAUUAUUCGAAAGUAUGGUUUGAUGUGUUGCAGACAAUGCUUCCGUAGCAAUGCUAAGGAAAUUGGUUUCAUUAAGUACCGCUAAAGUGUAGCAUGGAAAUCCUCUGCAGAAGACGUUUUGAAGUGUUCUUAUUAGAUUAGGCUAUGAAUCAAUUUUCUAUAUUGUGUGACUUUUAAAGAUGUGAACUACUCAGCCAUCCAUAUUGAAAUUCUAGACUCUGUUUAAUGUAGCAAUCUUGGAUUUUCAGAUAAUAUAAUAGUAUGGUUUUACUUC